AGGACGACCAACAUGGCCGACGACCAUGUUCAGAUCACGGUCUCCUUUGGGAAACAGCAAGAAGCCAUGGCCAUCCCGUUUGAAGAAGAUGGAAAAGUUCCUGUCGUCAAACUGAAGGAGCUGAUCGAGCCGCUUUUUGGCAUCCCUGUGGCUUCCCAGAAGCUGCUCUUUCGGGGAAAGGAACGUGCCGAUGCGACGAUUUUGGAGCUUGCGACCCUUCCGAGCAAGCCCAAGAUGAUGCUUCUAAACCGAUCGCAUUCCAAUACGCCUACGAAGCCAUCGACCGCCACACGAGUUGUCCAUCCCAUCGAACCAACGCCGUCUCCGCCUCCUCCACGAGUGAUCGAAGUGAUACCAGUUGGCGAUAAUCAAGUGCUUGUGGAAGUCGUGCGUGCAAAGGAGCGCUACAGAAUGGCCUUGGACACCACAUCUUCCAUCCUCGACCUCAAGACGCACGUGGAACGACUCUCGGGAGUCGCUGUCCGGUCUCAGCGAUUGCUCUUCAAGGGAAAAUACCCUCCCGACGAUUCGGUCCUGUCGUCGCUUCUCUCGACGUUGAAAACGACGUCCAAGCUCGUUUUCAUGCUGCUCUUUGACGAACGACAUCACGUGCGCAUGGACAUUCAAACCACGACUGAGGACCUCGUGAAGGAAUGCGCCGACCACAUGGCCCACUUGGCUCGACUGAAAGCCCGAAUCUCCAAGAAUUUCUUUGAUGCCUCCGACAUUGGUCUGCAGCUGCGCGAGCUGCUCGACGCAGUCGACAUAUUGGCCAGCAACGUGGACAUCGCUAACGACGCGGCACCAUCCGAGGACCUGUGCCGUUUGUCCACAAAAGCCGUCGCCCUGCGUGAUGCGGUAGCACUCGUCCUCGAUACGCUCUUUGCCCGUCGGACUUGAUGCUGCGCUAGCAAAUCCGUUGGUCGCGGGUUGACAUGCCAUGGAAAUCGACGGAAAAAUUUGUCGUUUGCACGUCCGUAGCAAACUAGCUAAGUGUACACGAAUCCAUGGCGCGAGUUGGUGGCGCAUUUGACACGGAAUGCUGCUGACGACAGGAUCUCUUGCGACGAAUCGAGUGAUAUUUGCACCUGGACAACGCGCUCGCACCAGCGCACGCUGCCAUCAAACGCCGCUGCUGUCGCUACUUUUCAGCGAGGGCCAUCGAC
Messenger RNA from Aphanomyces invadans, 1166 nucleotides. RefSeq lists its product as hypothetical. The record is from RefSeq and is a predicted model, not a curated record. Gene Ontology annotation, biological process: post-translational protein targeting to endoplasmic reticulum membrane. The transcript has a single exon. The coding region runs from base 13 to 900 and encodes 295 amino acids. Lineage: Eukaryota; Oomycota; Saprolegniomycetes; Saprolegniales; Verrucalvaceae. Gene Ontology annotation, molecular function: protein binding.